AUGCUCCUGGAAACGAUUCGAUCCUACCCUGAGUGGCUCGCCGUGCUUGCCGCCACCGACUCGGACGCGCUGCCGUCACCGCCGACGUCGUCGCGUAUGGACCCGGAUAUGCUCAACGACUAUUGCAUGGUGCUGGUCGAUGACGCGGCGUCCGUGUCUGCGCGGAUCGACAUGGUGCGCGCGAUUGCGUCGUCCAAGGACAAGGUCGGCGCCGACCACCUGCUCACGGCCUUGGCCUCGCCACGCACCCCGAUGCCGGUGCAAGAUGCCAUCGUCCACGCCGUGCUGGCCGAGUUGCCGUCGCACGUGUCGGUGGUCGCGACGCGUCUGCGACUUCGCAUUGUCCAGACCGUGCUGCUCUACGCGGCGCGCCACGUUCGCCACGGCUGGAUGCAUGUGCUCGAGGCGCUCUUUUACCUCCCGUCGCCGUCGCACCAACUGCAAGUGCUGCUGGCCAUCGUCCAAGAGUCGGUUGUGAUGCCGUACAAUGCGUGGGAAAACCUCAGCCAAGUAGCGUCGAUCGCCACGGUGUGGACACGCCGCCUGCUGCUGCCGAACGACCAGCUCCAACCGCUCGGCAAAGCAACGAUGCAGCUCUGGGCGCUCGUCGCGCCGCAUUUGAACCAAGUGCCGUGGCGGGAUGCGGCCGCGCUGCUGCAUCUCGAGACACCCGAGACGCCCGGCGAGGCGCUCGUGCACCGCCUCUUUGCGCCACUCGCGAUCGCACAAGCAUUGGCGAUCGAAGCUGUGUUUACGUACGCGACUCGUCAGGUCGACGGCGUCGACGUCUCGGUGCUGCAGCGGACGACUGACGUCAUCUUGCACCCGCCGCUGCCCGACGACGACGACAAGACGACGCUCGAGAGUCUCCGCCGCGCGCGGUCACUGAGUAUCGACAUGGCGUGGAGUGCUCGCUUGCAGUGGCGUCUCCUUCGUGGGCUUGUCGAGUGGCUGGAGACGGCGCCGUCGCCGCCGCUGUUGAAGUGGCUGCACACGCUGGCGCGUGACCCGGGGUACAUUGCAACGACGCCGCUCCUCGAACGCCUCCAGUCGGUCGAGUUGCCAAUGCCAUGUGACCUCGCAUCGGCCAUGACGGCGCUCGACACGUCGGUCGACACAAAUCAGCACGUGACUGCGUUUAACGCACUUUGGGACACCCACGUGGCGUCGUCGUCGGUGUUUAACGCGGUAUUGCUCGUGCAAGACGCCGACGUUCGCGCGAGCUUGCAGCAAGGCCACCUCGAUGACGUGGCGGCUGUGUACGAGACGCUUUGGAGUGAUGACGACGCGGUGCUUUUGUACCCGAUCGCGGAUGUUCUCGACCGCCUACGUGCCGAUGUGACGGCGACGACGGAAGCGUUUCUCCAAUCGAGUUUCUGCGGCGCGCGGAGAAUGGCCUGCGCAUGCGUCUGUGCCUGA
Saprolegnia parasitica CBS 223.65 is the source of this 1419-nucleotide messenger RNA. RefSeq lists its product as hypothetical. The transcript is spliced from 2 exons. NCBI's taxonomy places the organism in Eukaryota, Oomycota, Saprolegniomycetes, Saprolegniales, Saprolegniaceae. The record is from RefSeq and is a predicted model, not a curated record. Bases 1 to 1419 code for a protein of 472 amino acids.